AUUCAGGCAGUUAUGUGCACCUACAGUGCGAACAUGGCCACUGUAUAUGCCACUUUACUUACCAGUCUGAUGAUAGAGGUUAUAAUUCAACUACGUCUAAUAGAAGAGACCUUGCAGUACACCACUGACAGUGAUGGGUUAAAACGGUGUAUCGAACGGCAUGCCCAGGUUUUACUGUAAACAUAGGUAAACUUACUGAAGUACAUACAUUUUCAGGUCCAGCGUUCAGAUAUGUUGUUUAUUCUACCCUAUAUCAUUGUUAUCCUCACGAUUAUGUAUAGUCAGUGUUGGUGUAGCAGCGAAA
Molecule: messenger RNA, 304 nt
Organism: Acanthoscelides obtectus
Lineage: Eukaryota; Metazoa; Arthropoda; Insecta; Coleoptera; Chrysomelidae
Source: the annotation of a GenBank genome assembly